AUGGGUGCAAUAGUAUCACUACCUUUCCAAAUAGUCGGAACCUGGAUUGCCAGUUGUUGUGGCUCCAUGUUCUUCUCCUUAAUAUCCAAAUCGUUCUCAAGUAUUGGAUCAAGUUUCUCAACUCGUUUAAGUUAUGCAUUUUUAUUCCUCAUUAAUACAAUACUAUCAUGGGUUAUGCUUACGGAUUUUGCUAAAGGUAAACUAGAGAAAAUAUCAAGAUUUCAGUGUAUAGCUGAAGAUUGUGGUCUAGUUGCUGUUCACAGAAUAAAUUUUGCCCUUGGGUUAUUACACAUAAUAUUAGCUACAAUGUUGGUUGGGGUUAAUUCAACUGCAAACCCACGAUCAAAGAUUCAAAAUAAUUUUUGGGCUCCAAAGAUUUUGUUAUGGAUUAUUUUCGUUAUAGUAUCAUUCUUAAUACCUGAUAAGUUCUUUAUUGGCUGGUCAACUUAUGUCUCUGUGUUCUGUGGUGCUUUAUUCCUUUUCGUGGGGCUAAUUCUUCUAGUUGAUUUUGCUCAUGAAUGGGCUGAAACUUGUAUUGAACAUGUUGAAAAUGAAGAUGAAUAUUCAGGAGUAUGGAAAACAAUUUUAGUGUCGGGUACAUCAAUCAUGUACUUAGGUACUUUAGUCAUGAUUGUAUUGAUGUUUGUUUUCUUUUGUAAUGAUGGAUGCUCAAUGAAUAAGACUUCUGCUGCAAUAAAUUUAGUAUUGACAGUUUUGAUUACAUUUUUGUCUUUGAAUAGAACCAUCCAGGAAUACAAUCCAAAUUGUGGUCUUGCACAAGCUGCAAUUGUUUCGGUAUAUUGUACUUAUUUGACAUUGAGUGCUUUUGCUUCAGAGCCAGAUGAUAAAUUAUGCAAUCCAUUAAUUAGAUCAAAAGGUACUAGAACAGCUAGUGUUGUUUUGGGUGCUAUUUUCACAUUUGUUGCAAUUGCUUACACAACGACUAGAGCUGCUGCUAAUUCUGCAUUUAAUGGUGGAAAUGGAGGUGGUGCUAUUGCUAUUAAUUAUGAUGAUCCAGUUGAUACAGAACCAAUCGUCACAAGUCAACCAUCUGCUAGAAAUGAAAUGAGAUUACAAGCUAUCAGAGAAGCAGUAGCAGUCGGUACAUUACCUGAAAGCGCAUUACAUGAUCAAAGUUGGUUAUACGAUGAUGCUGAUGAAGAAGAUGAAGAAAGAGUUACAACAAAAUAUAAUUAUGCUUUAUUCCAUGUUAUUUUCUUUUUGGCUACACAAUGGGUUGCUGUUUUGUUAACAAUGAAUGUUAAUCAAUCUGAUUUCGGUGAUUUCGUUCCAGUUGGAAGAACAUAUUUCUAUUCAUGGGUCAAAAUUGUUAGUGCUUGGAUUUGUUAUAUGAUUUAUGGCUGGUCACUGAUUGCUCCAGUAUUAAUGCCAGAAAGAUUUGGAUUUUAA
Hansenula ciferrii is the source of this 1410-nucleotide messenger RNA. It is a transcript of the gene TMS1, whose product is annotated as Tms1p. The transcript has a single exon. The coding region runs from base 1 to 1410 and encodes 469 amino acids. The record is from RefSeq and is a predicted model, not a curated record. Lineage: Eukaryota; Fungi; Ascomycota; Saccharomycetes; Phaffomycetales; Wickerhamomycetaceae. Gene Ontology annotation, cellular component: membrane.